Octodon degus (degu) is the source of this 3972-nucleotide messenger RNA. It is a transcript of the gene Znf541, whose product is annotated as zinc finger protein 541. Gene Ontology annotation, molecular function: transcription corepressor activity. The transcript is spliced from 15 exons. The coding region runs from base 1 to 3972 and encodes 1323 amino acids. Gene Ontology annotation, biological process: negative regulation of DNA-templated transcription; regulation of transcription by RNA polymerase II. Lineage: Eukaryota; Metazoa; Chordata; Mammalia; Rodentia; Octodontidae. Gene Ontology annotation, cellular component: transcription regulator complex; histone deacetylase complex. The record is from RefSeq and is a predicted model, not a curated record.
AUGGACCAGUUUGGCCUUGGGGACAAGGGUGCCCUUCCAUCAGAAACGCACCUUCCUUUGUUCUCAGAGAGCCAAGGUCUCAACUGCAAUGAUACCCUCAAUCGAGAUCUGGGUCCCAGCACGCGUGACCUGCUCUAUGCCAGCCUGGGUGGCUUGGACCUGGACCACACACUCUCGGGGCCUGAUGUACCCAGUGAGGUCCUGGAGGACAACUUAGAUACCCUGUCCCUGUACUCAGGGAGGGACAGCGAUGCCGGGAAGCUGCUGGAGGAAUAUACAGAUCUGGAGUCUCAGACUUCUACACAAGACCAGGGGCCGGGCGCAUUCAAGCUUCCCAGAGAGGCUGAGGAAGCCGGCAGAGCCACCUCGGGCAGCGCCAGGAAGGGGAAGCGGCAGCACAGCUCUCCCCAGAGCGCGCUCCUGGACUGUAGCCUCUGCGGGAAGGUGUUCAGCAGCGCCAGCUCGCUCAGCAAGCACUACCUGACGCACAGCCAGGAGCGGAAGCACAUCUGCAAGAUCUGCGGCAAGGCCUUCAAGCGGCAGGAUCACCUGACCGGGCACAUGCUUACACACCAGAAGACUAAGCCCUUUGUGUGCAUCGAGCAGGGCUGCAGCAAGAGCUACUGUGACUACCGCUCGCUGCGGCGGCACUACGAGGUGCAGCACGGCCUGUGCAUCCUGAAGGAGGCUCCUCCAGAAGAGGAUGCCUGUGGAGACUCCCCUCUUGCCCCUGACACAGCUGGCCAACCUCUGCCCAGUGGCCUGCGGUCCCUGGGGCCCCCAGAAGCCAGGUCCCCUGGCUCUAUCUUGCCUAACCGAGACCUCUUGCGCUGUAUCGUGAGCAGCCUUGUCCACCAGAAGAUCCCUUCUCCCGGCCCUGCCACAGUGGGGCCUGCAGAGGGUGAAGGGAGGAGCACGGCCUGUCCCUGCACCACCUCACCGGGGUCCUCCUCCUGUGUCCCAGGAUCCCUGGGCACUGAGGCUCCUGAAGAGCCUUGUGCCCCCCAGAAGGAGCCGGCUGCUGAUGCGUGCACAACUGCCCAUUCUGGGACAGCUGAGAAUGAUGGCCCUGACCCUCCAGAGUCAGAGCCCUUACUUCUCCAGCUCCCGUCCUCCCUGGAGGACUGGCCCGAGGGCAGCUCCCUGCCUGCCUCUCUGCCUCCUUUCCAGGGUCAGAAGGGCCCUGUCAGUGCGCAGCCAUCCAGCCACAGCUUCCAGUGGCUCCGCAACCUGUCUGGCUGCCCCAAAAGGAAAGGCAACAAUGUGUUCGCGGUCCACAAGCCCCCUGGGGAGGGUUCAGAGUCUGGCCCUGGGCCCAGCAGCACCUCGGCUCCAGGGGAGCCCUUGCCCAGCACAGGUGGCAGUCAGGACGCACCGCCCUUCCUGCCCACAUUCCUGAAGGCACCCAGUGAGGCCUUGGGCGACACCAGGCCUGACAGUGGGGAUGAGGACAGCUGGGCUUCCAAGAAAAGUGAGUCCUUCCCAACAGAUGCCACGCCCCUCCUCUGCCAGCUGUUCCUGAAGUCCCAGGAGUCUCUGGUGAGCCAUGAGCAGAUGCAGGUGCUCCAGAUGAUCACCAAGUCCCAGCGGAUCUUCUCCCAUGCCCAGGUCACAGCCACCUCCUCACAGCCCUCUGGGCCUGAGGGCAAGCAGACUGCAUUGAAGUCCCUGCAGGGGCCCUGGCCACAGCAGGCUCGGUCCCUGGCAUCUUCUGUGGACUCUCUGCUGGUGGGCCCUAGAAACACAGAACCAGAGGGAUCUCCAGCCCGCAGGAGAAAACCCACAUCCACGGUACCCAGAGAGGCCUCCCCCAACGGCACACAGCGAAGCACAAAGGGAACACCAAAAGUGUCCUCUGCGCCACUCUCCCUCACCACACCAUCUCCAGACCCCUCCCAGAGCCCAGACAUCUCUUCUCUGGCCAAGCAGCUGCGAUCUUCCAAAGGGACCUUGGACCUAGGGAACAUCUUUCCCCCCAGGGGCUCAAGGCAGCCCCAGGCAGGUGAUGAGCUGCCCGGCACCCAGCUGUCUGAGAAUGGUGCAGCCUCAACAGCCUCGAGAAGCGAGAAGGGCCUGGCGUGUGUCCGGGGCGGAGGUUAUAGGCUGUUCUCGGGCCACCCCAGAUCCCAGCGGUUCUCGGGCUUCCGGAAGGAGAAAGUGAAGGUGGAUGUGUGCUGUGCAGCUUCUCCCAGCCAAGUGGCCAUGGCUUCCUUCUCGUCGACUGGGCCUCCUGCAGAUCCUGCCCGGGAAGUGAAGUCCAAGCUGACCAUAUUCAACAGGAUCCAGGGUGGAAACAUCUAUAGGCUUCCCCAUCCCAUGAAGGAGGAGAGUGUGGCAGGUGCAUGUAACCCACAAAAUGGGAGCCCCACAGACUGGACAGAACCCAGGAGCACUUUUAUCUGCAAGAACUGCAGCCAGAUGUUUUAUACUGAAAAAGGCCUGAGCAGCCACAUGUGUUUCCACAGCGACCAGUGGCCAUCACCUCGGAAUCAGGAGCAGCAGGUGUUGGCCACAGAGUCUUGCAAGCCACCAAGAGAGGCUCUGAGGCUAGACAGGGAUGGGCAGAGUUCCCCAGAAGCCAAGAAACCCUUGGAGCACACAGCCACGGCUCCUCUGGGGAUACCCGUGUCCAUGUCCGUGACCCCUAUGGUUCUGAAUCCUUUUCUUCUCCAGGGACAAGAGAAGGAUGAGGAAGAAAGAGAUGACAAGGAUAGCAGCCAACACAGGAAGCGGAAGAAGUGCCCUCAGCCUAGGGCCCUGUUCAUCCCUCCUCUACCCUCUGCAUUUGGAGACCCUGGUCCCGGCAGGGGCCACGAGAGCUGCCUGCGCUCUCCCUUGCCGCUGGUGGACCACCUCCUGAAGGGCUUGUUCCAGUGCUCCCCGUACACACCGCCUCCCAUGCUCAGCCCCAUCCGAGAGGGCUCUGGGCUCUAUUUCAACACGCUGUGCUCCAAGUCCCAGGCUGGGCCCCACCAGCUUGUCGGCUCCAUGCUAGAUCAAGUGGAUGGCUCUUUUACCAUUUGUGUGGUGAAGGAUGAUUCUAAAAUCAGCAUUGAACCACACAUCAACAUAGGAAGCCGCUUUCAGGCUGAGAUCCCAGAGCUGCAGGAAAGGUCUCUGGCCAGAACUGAUGAGCACGUGGCCUCUCUAGUUUGGAAGCCGUGGGGUGAUGUGAUGACCAACACGGAGACGCAGGACAGAGUGACAGAGUUGUGCAACGUGGCGUGUUCCAGCGUGAUGCCGGGAGGGGGCACCAACCUGGAGCUUGCCCUGCACUGCCUACAUGAAGCCCAGGGCAGCGUUCAGGUGGCCCUGGAGAUGCUCUUACUCAGAGGAGCCCAGAAGCCGAGGACCCACCCACUGGCUGACUAUCGAUACACAGGUUCAGACAUCUGGACCCCCAUGGAGAAGAGGCUCUUUAAGAAGGCAUUCUGUGCCCACAAGAAGGACUUCUACCUGAUACACAAGACGAUUCAGACAAAAACAGUGGCACAAUGUGUUGAGUACUAUUACAUCUGGAAAAAAAUGAUCAAGUUUGACUGUGGCCGAGCUCCAGGGCUAGAAAAGAGGGUCAAGAGAGACCUGGAUGAAGUAGAAAGGACAGAAGAAAAGGUCACCUGUAGCCCUCAGGACAGACCCAGCCACAGCCCAACACCUGAGUUAAAGAUAAAGACCAAGAGUUACAGGAGGGAGUCCAUCCUUAACUCCAGCCCAAGUGCAGGUCCCAAGCGGACCCCUGAGGCACCAGGGAGUGUGGAAAGUCAAGGCGUUUUUCCAUGCAGAGAGUGUGAGAGGGUAUUUGACAAGAUCAAGAGUCGGAAUGCCCACAUGAAGCGACACCGCCUGCAGGAGCACACAGAGCCUGUCCUCAGGGUGAAGUGGCCAGCAAAGCCCUUCCCACUGAAGGAGGAAGAGGAAGAGGAGGAGGAGGAGGAGGAACUGGGCACUGACAUCAGCCCCCUGCAGUGGUGA